This is a messenger RNA of Rasamsonia emersonii CBS 393.64, 2025 nucleotides long. Its product is annotated as NADPH-dependent FMN/FAD containing oxidoreductase. Gene Ontology annotation, molecular function: flavin adenine dinucleotide binding; NADPH-hemoprotein reductase activity; FMN binding. The record is from RefSeq and is a predicted model, not a curated record. Bases 1 to 2025 code for a protein of 674 amino acids. The transcript is spliced from 4 exons. Gene Ontology annotation, cellular component: cytosol. Lineage: Eukaryota; Fungi; Ascomycota; Eurotiomycetes; Eurotiales; Trichocomaceae.
AUGAGCGCCGACGGUGGGAAUGACCAGUCACGUUCGGGGAAGAGGACGGCGCUCAUUCUCUAUGGCUCAGAGACGGGAAACGCCCAGGAGGUGGCGGAGGAAUUGGGCCAGCUUGUGGAGCGGUUGCAUUUUAUAACACAUGUGUACGAGUUCAAUGCUGCCAAAGCCGAAUCACUGUCAUCCCACGUCUUGACGAUAUUCGUCGUAUCGACUACCGGACAAGGCGACUUCCCUGCCAACGCUCGCGAGUUCUGGAAGACAUUGCUCUUGAAGAAGCUGCCGCCUACAUUCUUGGACGGUGUGAAUUUUGCCCUCUUUGGGUUGGGAGACAGCUCCUAUCCGAAGUUCAACUGGGCUGCACGGAAACUCCGCAAGAGGCUGUUUCAGCUCGGUGCGAAUGAGGUAUUCCGGUUUGCUGAGGCUGAUGCACGGCAUCCUGACGGACUCGAGGGUACUUUCUUUCCAUGGUCUUUAGAUCUGCGGAAGUUCUUGUUGGAGAAAUAUCCGCUCCCUGAAGGCCAGGAUCCUAUACCAGAUGAUGUUCAGCUUCCACCGAAAUGGAUCCUGCAAGAGAAGCAGGACGGCGUCCCUCCUCCACCUGCAGUCGAGGAAGCGGCGCCUCAAUCAGAUCAGAAAGAUGGGAACGUCCCCGCCCAAAGGGGCGUCCCGAACCUAUAUCGCCUUGACCAUGACACACGGCCUAUCCCUGACACGAUGACGGUCACGUUGACGGAGAACAAGCGUGUUACACCGCCAACCCACUGGCAGGAUGUUCGUCACAUCUGCUUGACAACUCCUGAUCAGGUCUCUUAUGGUCCCGGGGACAUGAUUAUGAUCACACCGAAGAACUUUCCCGCCGAUGUGGACAUGCUCCUCAACAUGAUGGGCUGGACGGACGUCGCAGACAAGCCUAUCGAGUUUGUCCCUGGGGUCGGCCUACGGGGCAAGACGGAAGAUCUUCCCCCGCCGCCCAUCCCAUACUUGGUUUCUUCUUCUUAUUAUCCUUCCUCCCCCUCUUCGCAACCUCCCUAUCUGACCCUUCGCAUUCUUCUCACGGAAUAUCUGGACAUUCGAGCGAUACCCCGGCGGUCUUUUUUUGCAAGCAUUUAUCAUUAUUCGAACGAUGACUACCAUAAAGAACGCUUACUGGAGUUUACGAACCCGGAGUAUAUCGAUGAAUUAUGGGACUACACGACCCGACCCCGACGGAGCAUUCUGGAAGUGCUGCAGGAAUUUAACAGCGUGAAGAUCCCCUGGCAGCAUGCGACCUCGGUCCUUCCAGUCCUGCGCGGGAGACAGUUCAGCAUCGCAAGUGGCGGAGAACUCAAAAAAUGCACGCUGGACGGUGGCGGCAGCGGGACCAAGUUCGAGCUGCUGAUCGCCAUCGUCAAGUAUCAGACGGUCAUCAAGAAAAUCCGCGAGGGCGUCUGCACGCGCUACCUCGCCGUGCUCCGGCCCGGCAGCACCCUUAAAGUCCAGCUUCAGCGAGGCGGGCUCAAGCCGACGCUGCAACAGCUCGUCGGGCCCGCAGUGCUGGUCGGUCCCGGCACAGGUCUCGCACCGUUGCGGGCCAUGAUCUGGGAGAAAGCCGCCCUCGUGAAGGCUUACCGCGAAAAGCACCCGGACGGUCCGCCACCACCGAUCGGCUCCAUGAUCCUGCUGUUCGGAGGCCGCAACCGGGGAGCAGACUACUUCUACGAGGAGGAAUGGAAGCAGCUCAUGGAGACCGGGGGCAUCGACCUGCAGGUCCUGACGGCCUUUUCGCGAGACCAGCGACACAAGAUCUACGUCCAGGACCGGAUCCGCGAGAACAAAUCGCUCUUCUUCCGCCUGCUGCACGACCAGUCCGGAUCGGUCUUCAUCUGCGGUUCCUCGGGCAGGAUGCCCCAGGCGAUCCGAGAGGCGUUGAUCGAGUGCUUCCAGCAGCAGGAUAGCCCAUCAGGGCCGAAGUAUACCCGGGAGCAGGCGGAGCAGUAUCUGAUAGAGAUGGAGAAAAUUGGUCGCUACAAGCAGGAAACUUGGUGA